AUAAUUAAGAAAGGGGAAUAAAUAGAGCACACGCGGUUCGCGUUAAGAGUUCAUGAUUAGAAGGUACUAGGAAUGAGGAAGAUAUUACAUCUGGAGUUUGUAUGGAGAGGUAAAGAGAAUAUGAGAGAAUGUAGCAAUAUGAUGUGGGUAAACAUCAAAAUGUCAACGGAACAUCGCUCUUAAUGUAUCUUGACAACAUGAGACUUUAGCAUUAGUACAGUCUCCAUCUAGAUCCUGUCGUGCUAUUCUCAUUCUAUUUCAAAUCUAUGUGCUUGGACAAAUGAUAACUUUCAGUUGGAUUCAAUUUCUUUCCUUAAAUAUCGACGUCCGACAUUGUUUUAACGAAUCCAGUUCCAUUUAUCAUGCUUAUUAGGACAAAUGAACAGUGAAAUGGAUCUAGUCUGGGUAAUUAUCUUGAACUCGUCGUCGUUUGACUAGAAACAGGAAAUAUCGAGGAUUUGGACCGAGUGUUAAGAAUUGUCUUUCGUCAUUGAAAUACUCAGGAUGAAACUGAUUGUAUUAUUGUCUGCUCAUUAUCAGGUCAAAAUGAUUCUCUAUUUAUUCAUUCUUUCUUCGAGUGUGUAUAAUAUCAUCUUGGCUGAUUCGAAUGAACACGAAAGUGCAGCCUUGCACCUUUUUCCAGGGGCUAUAAAACGAUCAUCAGCUGUUGUAAGUGGAUGUCAUUGCAACUGCACGUCAAACAAUAAUGAUGCUCUAUCGAAUAUUGGAUUUUUUCCAUGUCAUUCAUCUGAAUGCAUCAAGUGUGCUCCUACUAAUUACGAUGUAUGUGUUUCCGCCUUCACUGAUAACGAAGGAAAUCAAGAUUAUGGCUUGUACGUCUGUCUAACUGACCAACAACAAUCAAGAGCCAUGUGCCUUUAUAGUCUUCAGAUACCUUACUUUAUAUGCGAAAAGACAGAUAAUCGUUACAUUGAAUGCCAGUAUGAAAGAGGAAAUGAAGAAUCAAUCUGCACAUUUAGAGCACCGAACAAAGUAAUUUCUGAUGGCUGUUACCCGCUCGCGCCAUCUUGCCCGGAUAAUUCAAGAGUUUGCUGUGAGAGUGCACGGGAAUGCAGUUGUCUUUCCAACAUCUUUGCUCCCAGUUCGGAUAUCUGUUUGCAGAAGUCUGUAGCCAAUGGCCUAUGGGGAUCCUGCGAGUGUGAUGUGUACAGCGGAUCACCAGUUUGUGGAGCAUGUGGCGAAUGCGACGACGGUGGAGAUGAGGAUAGUCCUUCAGACGACAAGAAUCGUGUUUCAGGCACAAACAAUACAGGAGACGGGGGAGGUGGAGAUAUAGGCGGGUUUGAGGAAUCGCAUCAGGAUCCCAUGAAGAUCGCAGGCGUAGUCGUACCAAUCGUCGCCAUCAUUGUGUUUCUUGUUGUCGGUAUGAUAGUCGUCUGGCGGACUGGAGGGAUUCCGAAGUGCAUGAAGCGAAGAUGUGUAUGUACCUGCGAAGAAACGGGUUCCAUGACAGAACUACCGGUGAAGCGAUCACCCAGUGGCCCGGAUCACGAAAACCCUUACGAAAUUGAACCAAAUGAGGAACCACACUUCUACGCAGGUGUUCACAACAUAGGUAGUACCGACAGAUCUAAUCAGGAUGGACCACUGACAAACGCACAAGAAGACACAAACGGAUACUUAUGGUAUCGAGGAGAGGAAUCCUCAAAAAAACUGUCAUCAAAUCUAGAUCAGAAUAAAAAAGAUCCAGGAGACGGCCUCGUAUAUUAUGAAGUAGAAGAAACUAAGGAAACGCCAGGAGACAAAAAAGUCACCGAUACAACACCCGAGUAUCUCGAGUUCGAUGUGGAUGACAAGAUGGCAGCAACAAAAGAAGAAACUAAAAGUCAGGGUCAUACAGUGCAUUCCACAGAGCAAGCAGCCAGUCAUGCUAGUCCAAAUGCAAGUAUUUCACAAGAGGACUGUCGGUAUGGAAAACUCGACCGUAGUCCCAAUAAAUAUGGACACUUGAAAAGCAAAACUCAUUUCACAGAAGAAGACGAGUAUGGACACUUAGAACCUGUCAAAGGUGCCGCGGGAGAUAACACAUGCUUAUCCUCUGCAGAGACAGUAAAAUCCACAGAAAACCCUGGGAGUCAUGCUAGUCCAAACGGGGUCAUCAUUCAACAAUACACUGAAUACGGAAAACUUGACCGUAGUCCAAACAAGUCAGGGCACUUGAAAUACAGCACUCAUCCCCCAGCAGAUGACGAGUAUGGACACUUACAACCUGUCAAAGGCGCUGGAAGAGAUACCGCAGAUUGUCCCCCUGCAGAGACAGUGCAGUCUACAGAGCAACCACGGUGCCAGGUUAGUCCAAAUGUAGACAUGGCUAAAGAAGAUUGUCAGUAUGGAAAACUUGACCGUAGUCCCAACAAGUCAGGACAUCUGCAAUACGGCACUCAUCCUACAGAAGAUGACGAGUAUGGACACUUAGAACCUAUCAAAGGCACUUUAGAAGAUACCACAAGUUGCCAACCUACAGAGACGUACCAGGCUCUAGAAAGGAGUCCGGUGGUGAAGGCACUAACUGAGAACUUGCAGGGGGAUAGUGGUACAGAAUAUGGACAACUUGAUAUGACAGAAGUGGAACAACAUACAGCGCCAUCUAGUGCUACUCCUCAGUCGGUUUCAUUAGAUCCGAAUCGAACGAGAACGCCAGAUGAUAUGCCCCCGAGUAGUGAAGAAGUGUAUGGUAUUCUUUAAAUAAAAAAAACAAAUUUUAUGGAAAGGAAGCAACAGCGGAAAUUGAGGAGCGUUUGAUAAAAGCAGUGUAUAUAGAUUUAUAUGUAAAUGUGCGAAAU
Molecule: messenger RNA, 2804 nt
Organism: Lytechinus pictus (painted urchin)
Lineage: Eukaryota; Metazoa; Echinodermata; Echinoidea; Temnopleuroida; Toxopneustidae
Exons: 9
Coding region: 505-2706 (733 amino acids)
Source: RefSeq, a predicted model, not a curated record